Protopterus annectens (West African lungfish) is the source of this 8701-nucleotide messenger RNA. It is a transcript of the gene KLHL17, whose product is annotated as kelch like family member 17. The record is from RefSeq and is a predicted model, not a curated record. The coding region runs from base 825 to 2597 and encodes 590 amino acids. The transcript has 13 exons. NCBI's taxonomy places the organism in Eukaryota, Metazoa, Chordata, Ceratodontiformes, Protopteridae. Gene Ontology annotation, molecular function: protein binding.
GCCAAUCGGAUUGCAGCUUUUUUCCUGGCCUGUUGGUAGAUGAUGCAGGGCUGCCUAGCAGCCCAGGGGAUUAUAUUGACUGACUGCCAAGUGAUUGCUGCUGAUGCCUUAACUUCAAACAGAGCGUGAUAGUCUGCCUCUAAAAAUAACCGAGGUAGGUCGGCUGACCUCUUAUUUUUCCCCGAAGUUUAGUCCAUUUAUAAAGCAGCACGGGAGUCCGGAUGGCACAAGUCCUGUCUUGACCGGCUGAGCAGUAUCCGAGGGAAAAAGCGCCCGUUGAGGGACGACAAGCAAAAUAUUAAGUUUGUGUUUCUGGGUUACAGAUACAGGAAGGAGAGCUGUUUUGGUACUGAGGCACUGUUAUGUGAAAGAGCUUAAGUGACUGUUAUUUAGUCAGGUGAGGAAACCUGCUAGCAGGGACAAGAAAGGUGGGAUUAUAGGUCUUUUUUUUAGGUUAUAGCAAGACUGUGUUCUUUCUGCAUCUGUCGGUUGGUUUAUUGCGGCAGAAGUGGAACCGUGUGAACGGACCGGUGCUGCACUUGUAAUGCUGGAUCGUUUCGGUACAGUUGUUUUUGCCGGCACUGUACAUUGUAUCGUCGGCAGUUGCAGCAGGUGUUUUACAGGUAAAGUAAAGUAAUAUUGGUGGUGAUCCAGCAAUGGAGAGAUCUGGGUUUCGCUUCUUCCAGUGCUAGAAUUUGAAGAACAAGUGCCGUACCACAUGUAGUUUAAGUUAUGGUCAUCGGCUUCUGAAUUACAAGGAGAAUUUCAUUUGUGAAGAGUGAAGCCUGCAGGAAAGGGUGAGCAAUUCCUGGGAAUCUCCACCGAUGGAGGGUGGAAUGCAACUUUUGAAUCGUGAUGGACACAGCAUCUCUCACAAUUCCAAGCGCCACUACCACGAUGCUUUUGUGUCUAUGAACAGAAUGAGACAACGUGGACUGCUAUGUGACAUCAUAUUGCACGUAGGGACCAAAGAGAUCAAAGCUCACAAGGUUGUGCUAGCUUCUUGUAGUCCAUAUUUUCAUGCGAUGUUCACAAACGAAAUGAGUGAAAGUCGACAAACCCAUGUGACGUUGCAUGAUAUCGAUCCUCAGGCUCUGGAGCAGCUUAUUCAGUAUGCCUACACAGCUGAGAUUAUUGUCGGGGAAGGAAACGUACAGACAUUACUUCCUGCUGCAAGCUUGUUACAGCUGAAUGGGGUUAGAGAUGCCUGCUGCAAAUUUUUGUUGAGUCAGCUUGACCCUUCAAAUUGCCUUGGGAUUAGAGGCUUCGCCGACACCCAUUCGUGUAGUGACCUCUUGAAAUCUGCACACAAGUAUGUACUUCAGCACUUUGUGGAAGUCUCCAAAACUGAAGAGUUCAUGCUCUUACCUCUUAAACAGGUGCUCGACCUAAUUUCCAGUGACAAUCUAAAUGUGCCAUCAGAGGAAGAGGUAUACAGGGCUGUCCUCUGCUGGGUUAAACAUGAUGUUGAUACCAGAAGACAGCAUGUACCUAGGCUUAUGAAAUGCGUUAGAUUGCCAUUGCUGAACCGUGACUUUUUGAUGAGUAAUGUUGAUACAGAGCUUCUUGUGAGACACCAUUCUGAGUGCAAAGACCUUUUGAUAGAAGCCCUAAAGUACCAUCUAAUGCCCGAACAGCGAGGAGCACUAAGUAAUAGCAGGACCAGGCCGCGACGAUGCGAAGGAGCCAGCCCCGUCCUAUUUGCUGUAGGUGGGGGUAGCUUGUUUGCUAUUCAUGGAGACUGUGAAGCAUAUGAUACACGAACGGAUCGCUGGCAUAUGGUUGCAUCGAUGUCAACGAGGCGUGCCCGAGUUGGUGUUGCUGCAAUUGGAAACAAGCUGUAUGCUGUUGGAGGUUAUGAUGGAACAUCCGAUCUUGCCACAGUGGAGUCAUAUGACCCAGUUACAAAUUCCUGGGUGUCAGAGGUUUCCAUGGGAACUAGACGUAGCUGCUUAGGUGUUGCAGUGCUUCAUGGUCUCCUUUAUGCCUCUGGGGGCUAUGACGGUGCAUCAUGCUUAAACAGUGCUGAGAGAUAUGAUCCACUCACGGGGACCUGGACAUCAAUAGCUGCUAUGAGUACAAGGAGAAGAUAUGUCAGGAUUGCUACUUUAGAUGGUACUCUCUAUGCUGUUGGUGGAUAUGACAGUUCUUCACACUUGGCAACAGUGGAAAAGUAUGAUCCACAGACUAAUGCAUGGACGCCGAUUGCCAACAUGCUGAGUAGACGAAGCAGCGCAGGAGUGGCAGUAUUAGAGGGCAUGCUGUAUGUGGCUGGUGGGAAUGACGGAACCAGCUGUCUUAACUCCGUUGAGCGAUAUAAUCCCAAAACAAACACAUGGGAGAGUGUGGCACCAAUGAACAUUAGAAGGAGUACUCAUGACUUGGUGGCCAUGGAUGGAUGGCUGUACGCUGUGGGAGGCAAUGAUGGUAGCUCUAGCCUAAAUUCCAUCGAAAAGUACAACCCCCGCACAAACAAGUGGGUGGCUGCAUCGUGCAUGUUUACUAGGAGGAGCAGUGUUGGGGUGGCAGUCCUCGAACUUCUGAAUUUUCCUCCACCAUCCUCUCCAACCCUUUCAGUUUCCUCGACAAGUCUUUGACAAAGAAUCAAAUCUUGUCUUACCUCAACACGACUGCAGUGUUUUUCAAAAAAGGAAAAGUAGUCCAUCUAACUUAUGAAGCUGAGCGAGCUGGCAGCCCUCAUUCCCUGGUCCUGUACUGAACGUAUGGACUGACUGCACAUUAUUCCAGGCUUUCCUUAGAAGUAGUGCUAGUAGAGAGCUGGACAGUGACUGUACCACUUGACCAUUAAACAGUUUCAUGUUACUGUUUACUAAUUUAUGUUCAGUAUAGUGGAAGGUCUCAAAAACAGUGUACAUUUGAUUUAUUAAGUAGUAGUUCAUGUUGGUUUAACAAGGAAAAAAAUCAUCACCCUCUUAUAUGUUUAAUGAGCACAUGCAUUUCAUUGAUAAAUAUGAUAACCUAAGAGCAACUUUGGUGAUGUACACAAAAAAGCAAUUUGGUGGCAAAAUGGGACCAAAUAAUUACUGACCACAGGUUUUUGAACCGGUCAUAGGUUUCAUCUUUAGUCUUGUAGAUGAACAGAUUGAAUGACUCCUUUGUUUUCUGCUGUUUAUUAAGCAUCCAAUCACAAUCACUGUACUACCUCUAUAAACUGUUUAUCUUAGCCAUAGAAUUUAUAAAAUAAAGCAGAACUGACAGUUAAGGAAAACACAGCCAGUAUGUACUGAUGCUGGGCCUGACAGUUUAGACGUUUGAUAACGAUUUAUUUUGUUUUAUUAACCAAGUCAGCCAAAUGUUACUUUACUAGAGAGUCUGUGGUAGAAAACCUCAACACCAUAAAGCUACAGGGCAUUUUGUUUUCUAGUAAGUCAGUCUAAGUGGCAUCUCCUUGGGAGCUGGAAGAAGAGGGGGUUGCAUGGAGAAAACCCAUUGGGAUAGAGAUGGAGUUACUCAUGAACCCAGACAGUAUCCAGAAGCCAAGGCUCAUUACUAAAGGAAAAUGUGUGCAAUCUGCUUUUUGUGCAAACUUUCUUGCAGCCAACAAGCCCUUCUACUUUAAGUAAAUUAACUGGCCAAGCAGUAGGCAAAAUCUGAAACUGCGCUUGUUUCAUUUCAUGUACCUUUGGCAAGCCAGUAGCAUUUAUAAGACACACUUAGCAGGUAAUUGUAAUUCUUUUUAAUGAAUGAAUGGAGAGCUGGAAGUUCUAAAGGACCAGGUUUAAAUUAGAAUCCUUCCGAAUCUAUCAGGUUUUGGAGGGAUGCAGAUCAGACCAUGGCAGACAAAUGUAGCAAAUACUAGUGUUGUUUGUUAAGCUGUUGCUGGUUAAGCUAUCACUAUGGACUGAGAACAGUUUUGCCUGAUAUUCAUUUCAUCAAUGUGUAAUCUUGUGAGCUGUUACAUUACUUCUGUCAGACAGAAGGUAAACACAUUUAUUUUUUUUUUCUUAAUAUAACUUUAAGUUAUCUGGGGCCAGUACAAGUUAUAGUGUCUUGUGUAUUUUUAACUGAUUGGUUGUUUUGAAGCAUUCUGUUUUGCUAUUUGGAGUUUUUCUGAUUGGUGGUACAGACUGUAAAUUGUACUCUUGAAAGUGGCAUAGUAAAUGACUGAAGCGUGUACAAAGUCCCACUGUGAAAGAAGUGUGAUGUGUAAAAUAAUCAGUCCUUCAGAUGAGACGUUAAACCAAGAUUUCAUCUGCUUGAGUUGGUAGUAGCUCAGGUGGAUGUAAAAGAUCCCAUGGCACCCAUUGAAAAGAGUUUCCCAAUGCCCUGGCCAUCCCAGUAUUAGAAGUACCACCUUUGGUCUCCCCUGAAAAGAGGCCAGUAGCCAAGUGGGACUAACCUGGACAACAAAAGAUAAAGAAAUAAGUAAUAUGUGUGGACAUCUACAGCUAUGCGUUUGGAAGGACAAAGGCAGAAAUUUUGCACAGGGAUCUGUGUUCCGUAUUAUCAUAAUUUCCCAAUGUUUUAUGAAAGCAGGGUUGGUAUUUUUAUUUUCCUGCUGUGCUACGGUUGAACUACACAACGAGUUUCAGUAGGUAGGCCUGUUUCUGCCUUUUUGACACAGUUUAUGAUGUGAGAUUCCUGCCUGCUGUUAGGGAAGCAAACACAUUUCUAACGUUUAGAACCUGCACUAAGAAUGUUAUCCAUGAAAAAAAUGUAUUGGCUGAUAUGUUUUAUUUUGUAAAAAAAAAAACUGCAGACCUGUACUAUGCGUACAUUUUAUUACGUCCCAUCAGUACUUUUAACUAGCAUGUGAAAGACAGGUUUGGGUUAGAGCCCUCUGCUUUGCUUUCAUGUAUGUCAGGUUGAGGCACAUGUGAUCAUGUGUUCUGAUCAGGUGGUACUUCAUGUAUUUGAUUUUCUUCCUUCAUUGGGUUUGAAUGUGUUUACUGUGCUAUUGUGUGUUUGUCAUCCAACAAGGGUCCAUUACUUCUGCUGCAAUUAACCAGUCUGACUGACUGCCACAUCUCAUCCACUUCUCUGAUGUGUUUCUUAACAGUUUUACUUUAUUUUUAAUCCAGAAUCUCACUUCCUGCACUAGCUUUGGUUUCAACAAAUUUAAUGUUACCAUAUAUUUUAAUUACCGCUACCUCCAGCCUCCCACAACUCUUUUGUGUUUCAUUUCAACUUUUAUUGAAGCAGGAAUACAUUUUUUGUUUUCUUUGUGAGCAGCCUUAACACUACAUCAUGUCAAGAUACGCCUGUAGGAUUAGAGCCCCUCCUGUUAGAUAGGUGGUUGGUCACCUGUGUGGUCAGAGUAUUAUUUUUUAAUGGCACAGCAGGUAUCCACUAGCAGUGGUGAGUGACUCAGCCUUGCCCCCAUCGUCACCUUUUCAAGGUGUAGUGUUUUCUAUACCUCUGAAGAAAUCCCCCUCAAGUUGUAACUGUGCAGUGAUAUCCACAUGCAAGACAUCUGGUAUACUGCCAUACAGUAUCUGCGUAGAAACCCCUUCCACAUUUGUCAUACAGUUAUGUCCACUAACCAUAAAGUAUGUCCUUCUAGGGAGGUACAGCGGUCAAUCCGCCGCUCAUUCUUUCUGUUAAUGGGCAGCCAAUCACCAUACCUCUCAGCUGUUCCUUAUUUUGCAUAACAUCCAUGACUUUUCCCGCAUAUUUUUGCCUUAUCCGUUAAAAAAUUUAUUUUUUGUUUUUUUCUCCCUCUGCGAACACCUCCUCUCCCACUGUAGCUCCUUCAAGUUCUGCUGUUGCCAACUGCUGAGGUGAAGUAUGCUUCCAGGUGCUGAGUUCCCCAUGGCUUAGCAUUGCAAAUGCACUCUGUCAGCUGAGGUGCAGUAGAAUGGAAUUCCUCAGGAUGUAACAUCUAGUGCUGCUGCUAGGUGUCACUCAUGCAACAAGCCAGAGCAGUCUCCCUUCCUGAUUGGUGGGAGAGCUGGUAGCGGCUGCAUCUAGUGCUGUUGCUAGCUGUCACUUAUGCAGCAAGCCAGAACCAUCUCCCUUUCUGAUUGGUGGGAGAGCUGGCAGCGGCUACUCAGUCCCAUCCCCCACAGCCAGCUCCUACAGAUUUCUGAGCCACUUAUCAAACUCUGUCACCCGCAUUGUAGUCUGUACUUUAUUCCCCUUCUCCACAGGUCUGGCUGUUUCUCAUAUUUUUUUUUUCUUGGUAAAUUACUGAGGAUUACAGUCACUCAUUAAAACCUGACAGAGUUUACUACUCCGUGUUCUUCAAAAAAUGCAUGUUUGUGCAAAACCGGUUGUAUUAACAUUGUAAGUGGAAUAGAGAAAUAUUUAAAUAUUGUCUCUGAUUUUGAGCCUUUUUUCCUCUCAUUAUUUUUGGCUUUGCCCCUGAUUCUUGAGCAGAGAAGUUGGUAGAUUUACCAAUCACCAACCGUCAUCUGGCACUGAACAGGAAUCACAGAUGGCACAGUUAUGAACCAUUCCUAAGCAUCGUUACACUGGCUUCUCCUUUUUGGGCAAAAUAAAAUGAAAGACCCAUACUAUACAAGUUCAUAGGUAUAUACUAGGCUAUCAGUCGUACAGACCAUUACAAGCCUGGCCAUAAAUAGCCUUUUUCCUCCUUAAUUGUCAUGUGCAGCAGGCUGGCUAGUGUGUUUGGUUAUGAGCUUCAAACAUUCUUGACCAUUCCUUUCCCCAGUUUGCAUUCUGUGGUUGCACUAAACUGAAUUCAGCUGUGUUGCUGCCCGAGUCCGUGCUACUUAAAUUAAAGCACUAAUGAUUCAGAAGGGAUGUUAGAGUACACAUGCCUGUCACAGCAGGCACCUGUUCAUUCUAGGGGUAACAAUGCAGCCAUUAGCUUCUGGUUUGAAGGAGUGGCCGACGUUUAUCUGCAGGUUUUAUGUUACUGCAGCCCAGACAUUGUCCUGGUGAAUUAUUUUUAUCUUGCUCCCCCCAGACUGGUUCUUGAUGAGGUUUAGUAUGCCAAAGGGAAAACGUAUGCUAGUUUUCCUUUAUUCUAGCAUUUAUUGGGCACAGAGUGUAUGGAAAUAAAAUUAAUAAUCUUGCCCAGUACUUACCUGGUGUAUAGGUUAAGGUUGCAAGCUGUAGCUCCUAUGGUGCAGGGAUUGAUUCCCCAAGGCCUCAUUUUUCUCCUGUGUGAACUUGAGUAAGUCACUUAACCAGAAAGGUCACCCCUGAAAGGGACUGUUUGUCCAUUGAACCUCCCUGGUUAACAAAUAGGGUUAUUAUUAGCUGUACAUUCUACGAGUUCCAUUCAUUCAGGGACCCGUUAUGCUUUGUUCAUAAACUGGAAGUAGCAUUUGCAGUAUUUGCUGCUUGUCUUAAAGCAGACAUCAGCCUGCUCUUUAAGAAAAAGUUGCUUGCCUUUUUGAAAUGUUUCCAUUAUUCACUUGAGAUAUUUUCUUUCAAUGCUAGUGUAAAUGUGGAUUUAUAUAGAGGUUCUUUUGCAGCUGUAGUAUGCAAAAAUUACCGCCUCCAUCUUCCAGAAUGAGUAGCACAGGACUAAACCCACAGACCUCUGACUCGUAAUGCAGGUAUAAUAUAUUUAAAUGCAUUAUCCUGUCUCUGCCUUUCUCUUCAACCUUCACACCUUUUUUGUGUAUUAAUUGCACUUGAGGCCAGUAGCCAUGAUGUUACCUGUGCUGAUAUGCAUACUUAAUUAGAAAAUCCACUUUCAACUCACAUGUUUAGUUUCCUCUUUAUAAUUUAGGGCUUUGUACGCAACAGUAUGCUGUUUAUUCAGCCUGAAAACACACUUCUGAGAAGUUUUAUUUUUUAUUCUAAAUGUGAAAAGCUUGUAUGUGUAUUGUUUGUUUACAACUGCUUAAGGACAAGGCAAGACUGUCUUGUGCACAACAAUGUCCAGGUUCAAAACACAUAAUUUUUUAAGCAAAACCUUGGAGCACUUCAAGGCCAGUGCAAAUAAAAAUGGCAAUCCUUGGAUAUUUUUCAAAAAAUGUUCUGCUUGCAUUUUUAAUCUUUCCCAAGACGGUUUAAAUGUCUGUUGUCUAUUCAAAAAAUCCAGCAUGUGUUACAAGGAAGUAAUGUGGUCAGAUUGUCUAUGUUACUAUAUUUAUUUAUUUAUUUAACAUUUGUUUAGAGGGAAAGUCCAACUUGGAGCAAAGCCAAUUUUCACCGGUGGCCCGGGGAGAAAUGCUACAGAUGCAUGUCUUUGUAAUGUGGGAGGGAACCGGAGCACUGGGAGGAAGCCCACAAGAAUGCAGGGAGGACAUGCAGACUCCACACAGAAGGCACCCCAGCCAGGAAUUGAACCAGAGAACCUCUUGCUGUGAGGUGACAAUACAAUUGCUGCACCACAGCACCAUCCUUUUGUAACACAAUUCUCUGCGUAAUGAAGUGAAACUAUAAAACAAAAGUGGCUUCCAAGGAUUGCCAUUUUGUACUGGCCCAUCUGUUCUAAUAACUCUUCAGGUAUAAUCUCUCUCUCUCUCUCUUUCUCGAUCUAUAUAUAUAUAUAUAUAUAUAUAUAUAUAUAUAUAUAUUGCACCAUGGCAAAAUGUAGUGCAAAAGAUAAUUGUCUUUCUGUUUAAAAUUAAGUUGAAAUGUUUGUUUGAUAUGAAUGGUCUUUACUUUUGUGUAAUUCCAUUUCUUUAUGAUGUGUGAAAUGUUUAUUUAUGUAUAUAACUUAUGUAAGCUUAUUUAUGUGAUCCAUUACCUAAAUUUUUGCACUACACUAAAGAAGCAAUACAAGGUGAUAUCUAAAAUAAACUGGUUUUCAUCAGUG